Pseudogymnoascus verrucosus is the source of this 1513-nucleotide messenger RNA. RefSeq lists its product as uncharacterized. Gene Ontology annotation, molecular function: protein binding. NCBI's taxonomy places the organism in Eukaryota, Fungi, Ascomycota, Leotiomycetes, Thelebolales, Thelebolaceae. The record is from RefSeq and is a predicted model, not a curated record. The transcript has a single exon. Bases 15 to 911 code for a protein of 298 amino acids.
GUGUUGAAGUCGAAAUGAAAGACGUAUUUGGCCAGACACCCCUCCUGUGGGCAGCACGGGUAGGGCAUGGAGCGAUUGUGAAACUACUCUUGGAACGAAGGGGUGUUGAAGCCGACAUGAAAGACGGAUAUGGUCAGACACCCCUCUUGUGGGCAGCACGGCUAGGGCAUGUAGCGACUGUGAAACUACUCUUGGGACGAAAGGGUGUUGAAGCCGACAUGAAAGACAAGUAUGGCCUGACACCCCUGUCGUGGGCAGCACAGGGAGGGCAUGUAGUGAUUGCAAAACUACUCUUAGAACGAAAGAGUGUUAAAGCCGAAAUCAAGGACGAAGGGGGCCAAACACCGCUUUCGUGGGCAGCGCGAGGUGGGGGAAUACUCUCGGGGUCGUUAGGGAGAAACGAAUCAGUUGUCGAGCUACUCGUCAAACGACACGACAUCGAUGUUAACUCAAAGGACAAUGACGGCCAUACGCCGCUCUUGUGGGCAGCACGGGCAGGGCACGAGAAAAUUACGGCACUACUCUUAGAACACGAGGAUGUUAACAUUAACGUAAAGGAGAAGGUAGGGGGUCAGUCAUCACUUUCGUGGGCAGCACUGAAAGGGUAUGAAGCAGUUGUGGGACUACUCUUGCAGCGAGAGGAUAUUGAAGCUGACGCAAAGGAUGUUCACGGCCAGACGCCGCUGAUGUGGGCGGCAGUCGGAGGAUACAAAACGAUUGUGGGUAUGCUUUUGGAUCGGAAGGAUGUUGACCCUGCGGCGAAGAGCGACUCCGGCGCAACAGCACUGGGGAUGGCGGAGGGGAAGGGACACGAGGCGAUCGUGGAGUUACUGGAGUUGAAGCUGGAGCACUCCCGGGCCGGAAGGGGUGUGGAUGAUUCGAGUGGGAAGGGGGAUGAGAGUCAGGUUUAAGGACUCUGGGUUGGAUCGUGAUUGCCUUCACAGACGACAGUUGGUCUAUAAUUCGGACUGCCAACAUCCACCUCGUGCAAUACGUACGAGCAGCCGAAAUCACAUCGGCCGCCGUCAUCACUAGCGCCACCAUCCCUUACGCUCACGCGCCAACAGAUGCGUAAUCUGGCAUGAUGAACUCUGAAGUAAUCCCCGGAGAACUUAGACAGAUGCCAACAUCUGUCAAAGUGCGGGGCAGCGACGGGAGUGCCGUGGGAUAGAUGCGCGUGCGAUGGACGCGAAGGAUGAUAAUACUGAGUACCGAGUACCGAGAUAUGCAGCGUGUUGUAGAACACGGGAAAGUCACCGGUACCGGCUGGAUAUGCAGACAUGCAGACUACAGACCCCUGCCGGCUGAAUGCCUUCUUGGUCUUGGUGGUGGCUUGCAGAACUUUUCCAGCAACCAUCACAGAACGAGCCACAAGCCUGCUCCACGUAGCCAAGAUAGACGCUAAGCGGCCGGUUUAUCCCCGCGUCUUCCAUAUAGUGAUGUUUUUGAGAAUAUGGCCUGUUGAUAUAGUAAUAUGCCUAUAAAUAAAUAGAAUAAACAAACAAUAUACCCC